Carassius auratus (goldfish) is the source of this 1962-nucleotide messenger RNA. It is a transcript of the gene tmem158, whose product is annotated as transmembrane protein 158. The record is from RefSeq and is a predicted model, not a curated record. Lineage: Eukaryota; Metazoa; Chordata; Actinopteri; Cypriniformes; Cyprinidae. The coding region runs from base 554 to 1216 and encodes 220 amino acids. The transcript has a single exon.
GUAGUUUUAUCAGGCUCACUUCUUACCUAAAAGAUAUGACAAAAAUAAGACUAUGUCUUAAUAAUCAAGUGUAAUCAAGUGUUGGAAACCAAAGUGCACACCACUGCUACACUUCUGGACUUCAGACUCUAUAGUUACUGAUAUAUGGAAGUUCCACGUGUGACAACUUGCCCCAGUCUCUCCAAUGCAUGAGCUACAUCUUCUGUGUGUGAAAUGAUCUUCAUGAGCCCACAUUAUCACACUUUCAUAUGAAGACUCAGCUGAGAAGCCUCCUACCCCCAAUCGACGAGGACAUCUCAGCAAGCCAGCAGCUGAGGCGGUGAGGUGAAGGAGCACAAGUCUGCUUCACAGACAGACAGUCACUCACUGAAGCGGUGGCGCGCGGUCACCUCGCUCUCCGCGCGCGCACAGGCAGAAGCAGCACGUCCACGGAUGCGCACAGGACACACGCGUAACUGAUGGAGCAGAUAGAGGAAGGAGUGCUCAGCAGCUGCGACGGAAUAAAGACCGAGUGCGAGACCACCAUGAGUCUGGAGGACCAGCGCGCUCUGCCAUGCUGAGCAUCUCCCUCGCGCUCCUGCUGGCUCUGACCGCUGCCGCCCGCUGCGCCCACAGCUGGAGCGACGAGGACCUGCUGCUGCCGCCCAUCAACUCCUCCGGGAGACUCCUGGCCAGCCUGGAGGUGGAUGUGGGCUACUCCAAGAGAUCCGUGGAGGAGCCCGAAGCCUCCUCUCAGUGCAACGUGAGCGUGGAGAGGCUCCCCACCAAACUCGUGGCGCGCUGGGACAGCAACUUCGGCUUCCAGUGCGACGUGCUCAUGUACACCACCAACAGCCACGGCAAGGCGUUCUUCUCCGCCGCCUUCAACCGGGCGAUCUCGCCGGUCUACAUCGAGCACCUGGGCGUCACGGGCGGCCAGCAGGAGUUCAGGCUGUGCGUGGGAUGCGGUCUGUCCCGGUACCGGAGAUUCAGACGGGGCAGGUCAGAGGGUCAGCAGACGGGCGACUCUGUGCACUUCUGCUGCGUGGACUUCGCCCUGGACGAGCUGAAGGGGGACCGGAGCUGGAGGCUCAACCGCAAGCCCAUCGAGUCCACUCUGGUGGCGUGCUUCAUGACUCUAGUCAUCAUCAUAUGGAGCGUCGCUGCCCUCAUAUGGCCAGUUCCCAUUAUCGCGGGAUUCCUGCCCAAUGGGAUGGAGCAGAGACGGCAGAGGUAAUAGAACAGUACAGGAUCGAGUUCACAUGAGCUUCUAAUGAAGGAAUCCUACACUAGCUGACCUGUGACCUGCCAAACAUCACUCGCUUAUGCGCUUCGUGAACUAUUCUCGUGUUUGAAAAUGCUGUUAUAGCUACAUCUCCUGACGGAUUGAGGUAUUUUAUUAGAUUUCAUUUGUUUUUAUAAAUUGAUUUGAAUAGAAAUGCAUUAUAUGUGAUAUUCAGAUGUCAUUUCAAAUGUUUGUAAUGUUUUUAUCUUACGAUUUCUAGUGUUUAUUUAAAAAUAGGGAGUAUGUCUCAGGACAAAAAGCUCUUCUGUAAUGUGCGUAAAGACAUUUUGAGGCUAGCUGUUGGUACACUCACACGAAAACACGCGGGAACUUUCCAGUGUUUCUCAGGUGUUUGAAGAGAGACUUCCUGUGUUUGUAUUCGUUUGUAAAGAUGAAAGAGAACAGCUCUCUUCCAAAUACAGCUCAGAAGGCUUAUUUCAUUUAUUGCUUAGAUUCGAGGUCACACAAAUAUGUGCAAAGAAGUGCAAAAGUGCACGUGCCGAACGUUUUCGGGAUUAGACCUGUCAUUAAUUUAUUAAUUAAUGUGUAAAACUCUCAAUAGCUUGAGAGACAACGUGAGAGGCAAUCCAUUUGUAAAAAGUAAACAAUUUUGUAUAAGGUUUAUACUUUAUAGACUGUCAUAAUUGUUAUUUGUAGUAGGCCUAUCAAUAAAUGCAUCAAAUAUUCAUUUGUGGAGG